AUGCCCGAGCUCGUCUACCACAACGGACACUACCACGAGGCUCCCCGCCGCGAUCGGCGUCACAAGAAACGCGAUGACUCCUGGAACGUCAUGAAGGUCUGGGACGAGGUGCUGUAUAACAUUGGCGAUCUCUACUACAAGUGCUACCUGCGAACACGCACCGCCACAUUCACUCGCUCAUUUCAUCUCAAGAAAAGUCCAAGAAGCAGCACCGCCCGGAUAGUCGGCUCCCAGACGGCCCGCAUCCGAGCUCUUCUCUCUGUGCCGUGGCUCCGAGAAAAGGGAGACGGGCCUUGCGAAUCAUUGACUGGAGUCUGA
Trichoderma gamsii is the source of this 318-nucleotide messenger RNA. RefSeq lists its product as hypothetical. Bases 1 to 318 code for a protein of 105 amino acids. NCBI's taxonomy places the organism in Eukaryota, Fungi, Ascomycota, Sordariomycetes, Hypocreales, Hypocreaceae. The record is from RefSeq and is a predicted model, not a curated record. The transcript has 2 exons.